ACAGCCAGAGACGCCUUCAGCCUCCUUAUAACAAGGGUGUACUAACGGGCUCAUACUUCAGGCAAACGCGGGGGCGAGGCGAAUUUGCCGUCAUGAAACAUUUGUAGCGAAAUAAGCCGAGUUAAAAUAAUUACUGUGUUCAAAUAUAGCGAAGUUGCAGCACACUCAUUGUAGAUGUGUAUUUGACGUCACAGUUUUGUGUUCGUGCCAAGUUUUGCGACAAGUAUGAUUCAGCCUUUGGGUACAAAACGAUGCAUAUUCAUUGUAUCAAAACCCCACAUGGUAAAGUUAUCUCGUACAUAUCGUCGAUUCCAGCCAGGAGAACUGUAAUUUGUUUGGAUUGAUGCACACCAGAGGUGGAACAGAGGUUGUGCGUCUCAUAUUUUUUUCUCAUUAAUGGGCAUACAAGUAUAGCAGACAACCCUUUGACGUUUUUUUGAAUUCCCAAACACUGAAAUGUUCUUCCAAGGGUCCUUUCGUCUCCUUGCCCUAGGUCCCGUCUAGGACCCUGAAAAAUCGUCCGAUCAACUCUCUUUGGUAGUUUUCCAGAAAGUUUACCAAAAAUUCAUUGCCAGGACAGCACUCUCUCAGGCAGGCAGCAUCGUAUAACGAGUCUCUGACGACAAUGGCACUCAGGCUGAUGUCCAAUUUAGCUGUGAUGGUAACUUUAGCAUUUCUGCGUGAACUUUGCGUUGGUAAUCCCAUUAGUGGACCUGAGUGGGCUGAGGUGCUGAGGAUUGGCACGAGAGUGGCUCGAGGACCUGACUGGAAGUGGGGAGAUCAGGAUGGUUCACCGCCUGGCGAAGGUAAUAUCGUUGCAGAACUGAACAGCAACGGGUGGGUCGAAGUACGCUGGGACGCGGGCAACAGAAACAGCUAUCGUAUGGGGGCAGAGGGCAAGUACGACCUGAAACUUAUCGAGGAUGCAGCUGUUCGCUUGGUGAAUGGUACUGAUGAGCUGAGCGGUCACGUGGAAAUCAAUCACGAUGGCACCUGGGGAACAGUGUGCGACGUGGGCUGGGACAUGGGGGAUGCUAACAUCGUCUGCCGUCAGCUAGGAAGUUUCUUGGAGGCAGUGGAGAUCAAGACGGGAUCGUUCUACGGGGAAAGUGAUCGGUCGAUCGUGAUGAGUCGAGUCAAGUGUAAAGGCACAGAGAGUCGGCUGGCUGACUGCCCGUUUGUUUGCACCAGCAAUCAUCCCUGUGAUAGCGCAAAGCUAGCAGGGGUCGUUUGCCGACCAAAACUCAAUACUGUCCGUUUGGUUGAGCGUUCGAAUCCAGUGAGUGGCCGCGUAGAGAUCUACCGUGAUGAUGCAUGGGGAACAAUUUGUGACAAUGACUGGGACAUUGACGAUGUCCAGGUUGUCUGUCGUCAACUCGGGUUCCCUGGUGCAGUGGAAGCGAAGUCCGGUGCUUACUUUGGCCGGGGAGACGGUCCAGUACACAUGGAAGGCUUGGCGUGCGAUGGCUCGGAGGAGCGACUGGCCGACUGCCCGUCUCAUUGCUGGGAGGAACCAACGUGCGGGCACGGGCAAGAUGCAGGAGCUGUCUGUCAAGAUGAUUAGUAACAGCAGAGAACUAUUGCGAAGUUAUCAGUUUGACCUAGUGUAUAUACUCAUUCAUACUGACUCAAAGUGUAGCUCGAAAAAACUGCAUGUAUUAAUGUUUAAAAUAUAAGACACACGAAAUUUGUCUGCAAAGUAAUGGCUUUUUACAGACCCUUUUACUUAGGCUUGAUAUCAAGUUGUUGGACAGCGCAGUCGCAGGCAAAAAACAAGCCGUUCUGCAUGGGAAUUUAAUAGUUCAAGUAUCUGUCCAUGAUACAUACACAGUGUAAAUACAACGCGCCCCUGUAUUUCGAGCAGGUGUAUCGGCUGGUAAGGAGUCCAUUAAUGGCGAGGACGGUAGAUUCGUCCAAAUGGACGAGGCGAAGCCGAACCCAUUCACAUACAUCUGAAGUUCCGAGUCUAUUCUCUUACUUGAACUGGGUACUAAUACAAAUAACACAAAUUAGAUUUGACGAUUUUAAAAGUCCAUAAAGAGAAAUGAGCAGUGAAAUUGAGAGAGUAGAAGUGAAAUCAGUGAAAGUAGAUACGAAACAAAGUGUUCAAAUUACUGAGAGACAAGGAUAAAAUGUACACCAUAAAAUAUCCUUGAUGUAACAGGAAAAUCGAAUGGAUUUAGUUUCGAAGAGCAGUUUUACGAAAAGAUAUGCAUGUAGUUUAAGCUUUAGUAGAUAUGGUGUAUUAUUUUGUCGUUUUAAAUUUUCGGUAUUUUCCCGUUUACAAUAAAAGAACUAAAAUCAGAUCAAUUUAAAAAAAAAAACACCCCGAAACUGUACAUUUUACAAAAAAGACUGGACUGUAACUUUUCAACUUAGCAGGCUGGCGCAUGGACUUGUUUUGCAGGGGAUGUUCACAAUACCUGUAGAUUCUGACACUAAUCAAAAGUUGACAGUAGAUUCCUCGAAAAAGUGUAGAUAUGGAGAAAAUAUUCUACAGUUCACUGAAUAGAGUGACUUCACUGGAGUAUCGUUUAAAUUCAAAUAAAGUAAUGCAACCUAGGAGCAUGAUUAAACUUCACUUGGACUUUAAGGAAUUUCAAAGGUCAAUUUAGACGCCAUCUGUCUCCACCUGCCUUGAAAUAUUGUCAAAUGCUGUAAAAACUUAGGCAGUUCAAGUUUAAAUUUCCUCCAUGGUAUAACGGAACGCAGCUGCACUACCACAGUACAGUAAAGAUUCAGUGCUUCAUUAUCUCCUGACCCAUUUCUGAUCAAAAGCAAUGUUUUGGCAUAUCACAAUUUCAAUAAAAUACUUUUCAGUUUAGUACAGGUAA
Molecule: messenger RNA, 2834 nt
Organism: Acanthaster planci (crown-of-thorns starfish)
Lineage: Eukaryota; Metazoa; Echinodermata; Asteroidea; Valvatida; Acanthasteridae
Product: scavenger receptor cysteine-rich domain-containing group B protein-like
Biological process (GO): protein ubiquitination
Cellular component (GO): membrane
Molecular function (GO): metal ion binding; ubiquitin-protein transferase activity
Source: RefSeq, a predicted model, not a curated record